Melospiza georgiana is the source of this 2110-nucleotide messenger RNA. Its product is annotated as extracellular tyrosine-protein kinase PKDCC-like. Gene Ontology annotation, molecular function: non-membrane spanning protein tyrosine kinase activity; ATP binding. The coding region runs from base 1 to 1365 and encodes 454 amino acids. The transcript is spliced from 8 exons. The record is from RefSeq and is a predicted model, not a curated record. Gene Ontology annotation, biological process: protein phosphorylation. Lineage: Eukaryota; Metazoa; Chordata; Aves; Passeriformes; Passerellidae.
AUGGCGGCGGCGGCGGCGGCGGGGCGGGCGCGGCGCGGAGCUCGGCUGAGCGCGGCCGCGCUGCUGGCGCUCCCGGCCCUGGCGCUGCUGGCGCUGCUGGCGCUCCCGGCGAUGCCGCCGGGCAGAUUCUCGCCGCCGCUGCUGCUGCCGCCGGGCUUGCGGGAGGAGCUGCGGCAAAGGCGGCGCGACCUGCGGCGGCUGGAGGCGGCGGCGGGCGGCGGGGAGGCGGCGGCCGCGGCGGGGCUGGGCUGCGGCGACCUGAGCCGGGCCACGGCCGUCAGCGUGCUGGGCUGGGGCUUCACCAAGGUGGUGGCGCGGGCGGCGCUGGCGGGCGGGGGCACCGUGGCGCUCAAGUCGGUGCACGGGGCGGGCCGGGAGGUGCGGCGCUGCGUGCAGCGGUACGGGGCUCCGGCCGGCUGCCGCCGCCUGGCCGCCUACAAGCUGCUCAAGGAGGUGACGCUGCUGCAGCGCCUGCAGCACCCCGGCAUCGUCAAGCUGCACGGCCAAUGCUAUGACAACAGCGGAGAUGCUGAGCUGCGGGUCACAGCCAUGCUGGAGCUGGGAUCCCCGCUGGAGAUGAUUCAGCUCCUGCAGACCCCCUGGGAGGAAAGAUUUAAAAUUUGCCUGAGUCUUGUGAAACUGCUGUUUUACUUGGCACAUUCCCCCCUGGGUUCAAUAGCCCUCUUGGAUUUCCAGCCAAGGCAGUUUGUUAUGGUGGAUGGAAACCUAAAAGUGACAGACAUGGAUGAUGCCAGCACCGAGGAGCUGCCUUGCAAGGAAGAUAAUGACUGCACACUCGACUUCCCUACCAGAAGUUUCCCUCUCAAGUGCUCCGUGGCUGGGAAAUGUGAAGGAAUAAAUGAGAAGAAGAAUCUGUUCAAUGCAUAUCGGUAUUUUUUCACCUAUCUUUUGCCACACUCUGCACCACCAGCUUUGCGGCCCCUUUUGAGUGAUAUUCUGAAUGCAACAGGUGAUUUGCGAUAUGGAAUAAAUGAAACCCUGAGAGCUUUUGAAAAGGUUUUACAUCUGUACAAGUCUGGGCUCUAUCUUCAGAAAAGACCUCUUCUUUUAAAAGACUACAUCUCCCUGAAGGGUUUCCGGACGGUGGAAGGGGAAGGCCACAAGUGCUGGCCCUCCUACAGCCACCUGGGCUGCCUGCUCUCCAUCCACAGCGCCGAGGAGGCCGCUGCCAUCUGUAACUCCCAGCUGCACUGUCACAGCUUCAUUGUCACCCAGCACAGGACCUGGACAGGACGCCCGCUCGCCUCAUUCCAGAGUAGCUGGACUGAUUUAGUACCGGAUACCAACGCCGUGGUCUAUAUUAAACGUUCAGCUUCCUCAGGGGAAAGACUUGAAAGACAAUGAGAUCACAUAAAAUGAUCCUGGGAGGAACAAACUGCUGGGGAGAAUUUCAUCUGCUGGAAAGAAUGACAUGUUUUAUUUUGCUUUGGGAUGGGAUCUCCCUGCCAGCUCAGAUAGAGUCAAAUGCUGCUGUCUCCUUGAUCAAAGCUCAAAUUUCUCAUUGCUGCUCCACUAGCUUCUUUUCUGUUCCCACACUGCUGUUCCACAUAAAUGGUCUCAGUUUUAGUCAGAUGUUGCUAGACUGUGCAAUACUUAGCUUUGCUGCUUUGGCCAGCUUGUCAGCCAAGAAAUAGAAAUAGCUGCAAGGGAUCCAGCUUGGGUAGGCUUAGUUAUUUCAGUCACCUCCAAAAAUCUACAUAUGAUGCACUUUGGAGAAGGCAACGGCUCUUUCUGCAGCUGCAAACUGGGUUUUCUUACUGCUGCAAAUGUAAAUUUCAGUGAUGAGGCCAAGGUUGCAGGGUUGGGAUCCAUAACCAGAGGUUGAUGAUGGGGGUGGUCCUCCAAGGAGGGUCCUGAUUCAGUUCCUUCCAUGCAAGGGAGGGAAGUGGUGUACAGGUCAACACUGGACCCAAAUAUCUGUGUGUUUGGAUGCAGGAUUUGGGGUUGAUCCUAUGUGAUUUCUAAUACCAGCUCCCAUGUAUCAACCUUGAAGGUUUUUCUCUGUUACUUUCCAUGAAAGAGCAAGACAUUCAAAUUAUUUAUAUGUAAGGUGUGACUUUGUAUGAUAAAGAAUGACUCUUUAUCCUAA